AUGGCGCCCUUCAACACCAUGCUCGCAUAUCUUCUCAUGGUCGUGGCCCCUUUGGCGGGGGCUAUGCCUUUCCACAACCGCCACUCGCUGAGCCCUCAGACACACACCCAUACCGCUCUGAACCUGACCCAUCUCAUGAGCGUCGUCGUCAACCCUCACGCCAAGAACAUCAUCCCUGGCCGCUACAUUGUCGUCUACAACAACACCUUCGGCGAUGAGGCCAUCUCCGCCAAGCAAGCUCAGUUUGCUACCGCCAUCGCCAAGCGCAACCUCGGAAAGCGUGACGGUCUCGGCAACCUGCUGUCCACCGAGAUCCACUCCUUCAAGAUGCACACCUGGCGCGCCAUGGCCCUCGAUGCCGACAACGACAUGAUCAAGAGCAUCUUCGACUCUGACGAGGUUGCUUACAUCGAGGCCGACACCAAGGUCCAGAACGCCGCCCUCGUUGCCCAGACCAAUGCCACCCCCGGCCUGAUUCGUCUCUCCAAUAAGGAUGUUGGUGGUCAGAACUACAUCUUCGACACCUCUGCUGCUUCUGGCAUGACUGCUUACGUUGUCGACACCGGCAUCCGCAUUACCCACACCGAGUUCGAGGGUCGUGCCACCUUUGGAGCCAACUUUAUCAACACCAACGACACCGAUGAGAACGGUCACGGCACCCACGUCGCCGGUACCAUUGGUGGUGCUACCUUUGGCGUUGCCAAGAGCAUCAAGCUUGUUGCCGUCAAGGUUCUCGACGCCAGCGGCUCUGGCAGCAACUCUGGUGUUUUGAACGGCAUGCAGUUCGUCAUCAACGACGUCCAGGCCAAGAAGCUCGCCGGCAAGGUUGUUAUGAACAUGUCUCUCGGCGGCUCCUUCUCCGCUGCUGUCAACAACGCCAUUACUGCUCUGGCUAACGCCGGUAUUGUCCCCGUUGUCGCUGCCGGUAAUGAGAACCAAGAUACUGCCAACACCUCUCCCGGCUCUGCCCCUCAGGCCAUCACCGUCGGUGCCAUUGACGCCACGAAUGAUGUCCGUGCCAGCUUCUCCAACUUUGGUGCUGGUGUUGACAUCUACGCCCCCGGCGUUAAUGUUCUCAGCGCUGGCAUCAAGUCUGAUAUCGACACUGCCACCCUCAGCGGUACCUCCAUGGCUACUCCUCAUGUUGCCGGUCUUGCCGCCUACCUGAUGGCUCUCGAGAACGUCAGCACCCUCGACGGUAUCACCAGCCUUAUCAAGAACCUCGCCGCCAAGACUGGUGCCACUGUCCAGCAGAACGUUGCUGGUACCACCGACCUCAUUGCCAACAACGCCAACCUCUAA
Messenger RNA from Trichoderma aggressivum f. europaeum, 1302 nucleotides. RefSeq lists its product as uncharacterized. Gene Ontology annotation, molecular function: serine-type endopeptidase activity. The coding region runs from base 1 to 1302 and encodes 433 amino acids. Gene Ontology annotation, biological process: proteolysis. The transcript is spliced from 4 exons. The record is from RefSeq and is a predicted model, not a curated record. Lineage: Eukaryota; Fungi; Ascomycota; Sordariomycetes; Hypocreales; Hypocreaceae.